UAAAUAUAAAAAAUAAUACUAGCAUUUCUCUACUCGAUUUGGGAUUUUUCUAAUUUGGGCCGGGGUUCAUGGGCUUCAAAAACAUUAUCCCCAAACCCCAAACUAAACCCAAACCACUGCACCCGAACGGAAAAGCUUUAGCCACUGCCUCGCGGGCACAAAAACAACAAUCAUUCAAAGCGCACGCGUCAAGCUCCACUGGCAGUCCCAUUGAGACAAAACAACAAACAGUUGAGCUUCAUUAGCAAAAGCAUACCAAGCGAGAGCGAGAAAUGGGGCGCGGCGGCGGGCGAGGAGGCAGGGGGGCUCGCACUCAGCGAAGGCAUUUCCGACAGAACAGAGAGAACGUUUGGAAGCGUUCCAGGUCUGAUCCUUCCUCGGAGACUGACAAAAACGACGACAACAACAACAACAACAACUCCGGAAACGACAACAACAAUGGUUCAAAGUCCACUUGGGAACCUUUCGCUACUCAGAACCCUUCUUUCGACGAGUUUUAUAAGGAGCAAGGAAUUGUGUCCCCUGAAGAGUGGGACUCGUUCAUUGGAGUUCUCAGAACACCAUUGCCAGCUGCUUUCCGCAUAAACUCAAG
This is a messenger RNA of Morus notabilis, 592 nucleotides long. RefSeq lists its product as uncharacterized. The annotation marks the transcript as partial. Gene Ontology annotation, molecular function: methyltransferase activity. The transcript has 2 exons. The record is from RefSeq and is a predicted model, not a curated record. Gene Ontology annotation, biological process: RNA methylation. Lineage: Eukaryota; Viridiplantae; Streptophyta; Magnoliopsida; Rosales; Moraceae.